This is a messenger RNA of Owenia fusiformis, 521 nucleotides long. The record is from the annotation of a GenBank genome assembly. NCBI's taxonomy places the organism in Eukaryota, Metazoa, Annelida, Polychaeta, Sabellida, Oweniidae.
UGAUUUCAAAGGAUAAUGUGCUCUCCAACGUUGAGAAAGAUACCAAGGGAAAGAAAGUAGUCGCGUAUAUGGAUCAGCUGCCCCAGGAGGAGUUGUGUUUAAUAAUUAAACAGGAGCGUGUAGCACCGGUUGGAAACCUACAGAAAACUCCAGUAAAGGCUUACUCAUAUUAUGAUAUGUACGAUCCAACACCAGAAAAGGAUCCUCACCCCUGCGAACUAUGUCAUGAUUGCAAAGGAUGUGACAAGUGGAGACGAAAACGACUAGAGCGUUUAAGACUGCAAUUUGCGACUUGUAAAGCUAAGGAACGUAAAUUGGAGAAAAAUAUUGCUAAACUAUCAAACAAGGUCAAGGCAUUGGCAAGGAAUCGGAAUAAGGCCAAAAAGUUGAGUCGAAUGGAAAAAAAGUUGAAUACUGCCAGGGAUCGGUUGAAGAGGCAACAAGAAAAAUGUAGCAAAUUGGAGAAUGAAAUAAGCGCCUUAGAAACAAAGAGAUAAAAUGAAUCAAAUGUCUUUACACUU